GUAAAGUAAUAAAAAAAAUGGUGAUUGUUGGAGGAAUGAAAAAUGUGAAUAAUACCAAAGGCAACGGCAAUUCCUAAGAAACAUUGAACAAACACUUACUGAAAACAGCAGUUUUUGGCUGUUGGUUUUGAGGUGAAAUGGGAGUUUCAUGGAGUAAUGCUAACCGAAGAAGAAAUACUUACUUUGAGUUUGAGCAUUUCCCACCACCCCCUUUCUAUUACUCUCCCCCACCAUUUUUGCCACCGCCGCAAGGUUACUUUUUUAAUUCUUCUUCCACCACCAGCUAUGUGGGCCCUUCUUCUUCAAAUCAUCCUUCACCGCCACCCUAUGUUCACAAUCAAACGGCCAAGAAGAUAAGGAACAAUGUCAACUUGCAUAAGCACACUCUGCGCCUCCACAUCGAUCCUCACAACCCUCAUCACCACUUAAUUUCCUUUGUUUUCGAUGCCCUCUAUAAUGGCAGCAUUGCGAUCUUCUACUUCGCCAAAGAAGAAGAAAAAUGUAGGUUUAUUCCGCUAUAUCCUGAUGUGUUUGAGCCAAUCACAUUCCCCUUUCAACAAGGAGCUGGCCAGAAAUUUUGUCAGCCUUCAGGAACAGGCAUUGACCUAGGUUUCUUUGAGUUGGAUGAUCUUUCUAGGCCCUCAUAUGGAGAAGAUGUAUUUCCCCUUGUAAUAUGUGCAGAAACAAGUUUGAGAACUCCUUUGACAGAUGAAAAUGCAUCCCCUCAUAUGCAAAUAACUCAAGCUGUCUUAGAUACAAACAAUGGUAUUCCUUUCCAGGUAAAAGUAGUUAGGCAGAUUCUGUGGAUUGAUGAUGUUCGGUACGAGCUGAGAGAGCUAUAUGGAAUAGAAAGUUCAACAGCCGCAGGUUUUGACAAUAGUGAUCCUGGGAAGGAGUGUGUAAUAUGCAUGACCGAACCCAAAGACACUGCUGUCUUACCUUGCCGACAUAUGUAUAUGUGCAGUGACUGUGCCAAAAAUUUGCAGCUUCAAUCAAAUAAAUGCCCUAUAUGCCGUCAACCAAUUGAAGAACUUAUAGAGAUCAAGAUAAACAAUGGCAAUCAGUGACAUGUUUUUGCCUGAUGUAAAGCUGAAUUGCGUGGUAUCUUGAUUUUCUUUUUGUAAAUUGCAGUCAAUAAUCUGUUUAUAGUUCAUAUGUGAUAUGAUCAAAGGAAAAUUAAAUCAUAUGUGAUUUUAGCUGUACUGUAAUUAAAUAUUUCUAUAGUGUCAUCAGUAUUGUACUGAUGAUUAUUUUCUUAAUUUUUCUGUGAGUGAUACUUAAGAGAGGAUCAUUUGUAGGCCUUGUUUGGUAGGUGGAUCCUCCUUUAUGUAUCUUGAGGGUGAAGGUUCCCCUAAUGAAUAAUGUUUGAAAAUUAAGAAAGGUUUAAUUUAAUCAUAAAAAGCUAGUGUUGAACAUUCUUGCACUUCCUUUAUGAUCUUCACAUGGGGGGAUUUAAAAAUUUAAAAUUUCAUAUAUUAAAUGCCUUUUGCUAAAACAGACAGUUUGUCUCAAGAGUGAGUGGCGUUGGGAGUAUAAAAGGAAAAAAAGAAGAAGUUGCUAUGUGUUAAAUUAUUUUUGUUCUUUUCACUAACCAGAAACGGCUAAUCUUGCCAUACAAAGUACCUUUUAUGUAGGCACAAAAUCAGAUCUUGGAAGCUUGGAGAGGUUUUCAGAUGUCAACUUUUGAACAAAUUAAGAAGCAAAAGCAAAACAGAUGUAACAAGCCCUUCUGUUUUCUCUUUAUUUUAUUUGAAAUGUGUUUUCCAUUUUGGCUUUUACCGUUCCAAUUUGCAACGAAUAUGUAUUCCUCAAGAUCGUUCAAACAUUAACAAUUUCAUCCUUUCAUGCAUCUGCAUCUCAUUU
Molecule: messenger RNA, 1863 nt
Organism: Abrus precatorius (Indian licorice)
Lineage: Eukaryota; Viridiplantae; Streptophyta; Magnoliopsida; Fabales; Fabaceae
Product: probable E3 ubiquitin-protein ligase LUL4
Exons: 3
Coding region: 138-1067 (309 amino acids)
Biological process (GO): protein ubiquitination
Molecular function (GO): ubiquitin protein ligase activity
Source: RefSeq, a predicted model, not a curated record